GCUAUGCACGCCUCUGUUUUUGCGAAAGGCAGGCUCAAUAAAAUGUUAAUGCAACUAUGCGCCACUAUGCGACUAUGCCUUCCUUACAGGGAUUGCCUUUGUGCCUUUUAAUGUAGAAAACUCUGUCUGGAUACAUGGGGCGGAGUAGGACGGGAUGUCCUUAGACUUACAAAGUGGUUUGGGUGGAUUCUAAUUCUGGAUUCUGAUUCUUCUUCCAGCACUCCAGCCGUCAUGUGCUUUCUCUGUGUUAGGACUAGAUUCAAGUUGCUGGAGUAGCAAAGGAAAUAUAUUGAGAGUCAUAGUAAAGCGAUAGCAUUGGAUGGUGAUGGGUUCUCGCUUUGCUGGAGGUCUUCAGACAGAGACUGGAGGACCAUUUCUUGGGCAUGGCUUACAUCUAGGAGGGGUUUGGUUGACCUCUGGGGACUUCUCCAAUUGUAUAAUCUUGUUUUCUCUUCCUCUAGUCUCCCUGGGGGGAUAUGCCUUAUGGAAAGACCCGGAGCCUUCCGUUGCCGAGCCCCCUUCCUAUCCGAUGCCUUUGGAUAUGACCAUACGAAACUCUACUUAUACAGCUGCACAGCCCCAUUGCACAGCCCAGGUCCCAAGCGGGACACAGCCGGAUGCUGAGUCCAUCUUCCUGCGGCCCAAGAUCAAGGUGACCCAAGGGGAUACUUCAAGUGAGCAGUUUUCCUGCCCUUUCUGCCAGAAGGGCUUCUCCUACCAGCGCAUGCUGAACCGUCACUUGAAGUGCCACAGCCAGGUGAAGCGCCACCUUUGCCCGUAUUGCAACAAGGGCUUCAACGACACCUUUGACCUCAAACGCCAUGUCCGGACACACACAGGUGUGCGUCCGUACAAAUGUGAGCUUUGCGACAAGGCCUUCACCCAGCGCUGUUCCUUGGAGUCCCACCUGAAGAAAAUCCACGGCGUGCAGCAGAGCUACGCCUACAAGGAGCGCCGGGCCAAGCUCUACGUCUGCGAGGACUGCGGCUUCACGGCCGACAGCCAAGAGGGGCACUUGCUACAUCUACAGGAGCGCCAUCCCGACAGCCCGCUGCUGCGCAAGGCAUCGCGCAAGGCUACUCCUGCCCCGCAUGGCACCGUGGUGCCACCUUCCACGGAUCUGUUGCAGGGGACGGCCCACCUCUGAAACCUCUCUGUGUGUGUUAGUUUGCAUGAGUGUAUGUGUGUGUGUGUGGGUAGGGGGAUAUU
Molecule: messenger RNA, 1209 nt
Organism: Sceloporus undulatus (fence lizard)
Lineage: Eukaryota; Metazoa; Chordata; Lepidosauria; Squamata; Phrynosomatidae
Gene: OVOL1
Product: ovo like transcriptional repressor 1
Exons: 3
Coding region: 320-1147 (275 amino acids)
Biological process (GO): regulation of transcription by RNA polymerase II; epidermal cell differentiation
Cellular component (GO): nucleus
Molecular function (GO): RNA polymerase II cis-regulatory region sequence-specific DNA binding; DNA-binding transcription factor activity, RNA polymerase II-specific
Source: RefSeq, a predicted model, not a curated record